AUGGCUGGCCCCAGCAAGUCUCUGGUCCUUGACCCGGCCCUCCAGAAAUACUACGAACUCAACGCAAACCGUUACAAGUACUUCCGCUGGAACCCGCGCCACGCCUGGCUGUCCGUCAUCUACAUGGCCGCAAUCCCCGCUGCUUUGACUUGGGUCGCCUACAAGACAGAGGGCAAAUACGAGCUCCGUGGAAAACGAAGGGGAGAUACUAUUGCGGAAUGGUGA
This is a messenger RNA of Penicillium macrosclerotiorum, 225 nucleotides long. RefSeq lists its product as uncharacterized. Bases 1 to 225 code for a protein of 74 amino acids. NCBI's taxonomy places the organism in Eukaryota, Fungi, Ascomycota, Eurotiomycetes, Eurotiales, Aspergillaceae. Gene Ontology annotation, cellular component: mitochondrion. The record is from RefSeq and is a predicted model, not a curated record. The transcript is spliced from 4 exons.